Molecule: messenger RNA, 757 nt
Organism: Rotaria sp. Silwood2
Lineage: Eukaryota; Metazoa; Rotifera; Eurotatoria; Philodinida; Philodinidae
Source: the annotation of a GenBank genome assembly
AUGAUUAAUAUCCGAUUGAAUCCGAUCGAAGCCGACAAGAUUCAAUGUUCGGAAUUCUCGAUCUGGUGUCAUAAGCAGACCUUGUUUUGUUGUAGCUCUGGGCGCCAAACCAAUGCCCGAUGGGCACAGAAUGGUGUGACCGUUGCUGGAGUUCACGGAUAUGGCAGUGCCACCAAUCAACUCCAUUGGCCUCGAGGUCUCUUCGUUGAUGAUGAUCAAACUAUUGUCAUCACGGACUGCUGGAAUAAUGGUAUCAUCCAAUGGAAGAAGGGUGAUACGAAUGGACAAGUAGUAGCUGGUGGCAAUGGCGAAGGAGAUCGAUUGGAUCAAUUGAAUCGACCAACAGAUGUGCUGAUCGACAAAGAGACUGAUAGUCUCAUUAUCUGUGAUCCAGGGAAUCGACGAGUCGUACGAUGGUCUCGUCGCAGUGGCACAACUCAAGGAGAAAUCCUCAUCGACAAUGUCGAUCCUUGGGGAUUGACCAUGGAUGAUCAGAGAUAUCUCUACAUCUCUGACUACGGAAAAAAUGAAGUAAGACGAUAUCAAAUAGGAGACAAGAAUGGAACUCUCGCGGCUGGUAGCAAUGGCAAAGGUGAUGGUCUCAAUCAACUCAACUUUCCGGCCUACAUAUUUGUCGAUCAACAACAGACUGUCUACGUGUCAGACAGAGAAAAUCAUCGUGUGAUGAAAUGGAAUAAGGGUGCAAAAGAAGGAAUUGUCGUCGCUGGAGGUCAAGGCGAAGGGAAUGCUCUGACAC